CAGUAAUGGAUCAGAAUCUAUUUGGUGGGGCUCCACGCUUCCUAACUCGACCCAAGGCCUUCUCGCUGAGUGUGGGACGAGACGCCUCCCUCAGUUGCACUAUUGUGGGAAACCCUGUACCUGUAGUAACCUGGGAGAAAGAAAAACUGCGUCUUUCUGCAGGGGGACGCUUCAAAACAGUCGAUGAUGGUGACGUUUACCGACUUACCAUCUACGAUCUAACUCUAGAAGACAGCGGUCAGUACAUGUGUCGUGCCAAGAACAAUGUCGGAGAGGCAUAUGCAGCUGUGACCCUGAAGGUGGGAUUGCCGGAAACUGUGGUAGAUCGUGCUCCAGUGUUUACAGUGAAGCCUGUUUCCACCCGUGUGGGUCUAGGGGGUGAUGUUACCUUCUAUUGUCGUGUGGCAGCCCAUCCAGCACCUAACUUUGACUGGGAAAAGGAUGGCCGCUACCUGGGUGAGACCAACCGCAUCAAGGUAACCUCGGAAAAUGAAUCCAGCUCCUUGAGGAUCCAGAGCGUCAGGAGCUUGGACAGUGGUACCUACACCUGCCGUGUGCAGAACUCCAUGGGCCGCUCUCAGUCCGCUGCCACCCUGGUGGUGGACCUUCAAGAUACUCGUCUCCUGAAUGUAGACAAGAGCACAUCCCUCCUCUCGCAAAUGCAGAAGCGGAAAGAAGAGAUGCGGAAGGAUAUCUCUUUCUACCGCACCAUGGAAAGUUCCUCAACAUCAUCUUCCAAGAUCACAGAGGAACUUGAUCAGGAGCAGAGGGUUUCGGCCUUAACCAGCAUGUUGCCCAAAGGUGUGUUUACCCGAACAUGCACUGUGACCGAGGGUAAACAUGCAAAGCUUAGCUGUUUCGUCACAGGCCAUCCCAAACCUCAGAUCAUCUGGAGGAAGGAUGGGGGGAACAUCAGCGAGGGCCGCAGACAUGUUAUGUAUGAGGACCAGGCUGAGAAUUUCAUCCUCAAGGUGCUCUACUGCAAACAGACCGAUAAUGGGCUAUACACCUGCAAUGCAUCCAACAUGGCUGGACAAACCUAUAGUGCUGUGCUAGUGAUUGUCAAAGAGCCAAAAAUUCCAUUCAAGAGAAAGCUGCAGGAUGUUGAGGUGAAGGAAAAGGAAACGGCAACACUGCAGUGUGAGGUACCAGUGUCGAAUACAAAGGCUAACUGGUUUAUGGAGGAGACCCGUCUGGAGGAAUGCACCAAGUACCGCAUGGAUGUGGAGGGUACCCUGCGCCGCCUCACUAUUCACAAUGUCACCACCAACGAUGAUGCCGUCUAUAUCUGUGAGAUGAAGGAAGGCAGUCGCACCGUGGCCGAACUUACAGUGCUGGGCAAUAUCACUAAAAAGCUGCCGAGGAGGACAGUGGUGCCGGUUAGCGAUACUGUGAUCUUCUGUGUGGAGCUGGAGAAACCAGUAGAUGAUGCAUACUGGACCAGAAAUGGGGAGAAGCUGAAAGAGGACUCUCGAAUUAUUAUCGCCCACAUUAACAGACAGUACACACUGACCAUUCGUGAAUGUACCGCGGAGGACUCCGGCGAGGUGGCCUUCAUCGCCCAUGACUGUAAGACCUCCACCCGCUUCUCUGUCACAGCACCGAGGAAACACCCUCCAGAUCCCCCAGUUGAACCAACGGUGCGGAACAAAACAGAUUCAUCGAUCACACUGUGCUGGUCUCCACCGGACAGUGAGCGGCCUGUGCCCAUCACCGGCUACUUCUUGGAGCGCAGGAAGGUUGGAGCCCAAACCUGGGUUAAAGUCACUAGCACGACUGUGUCUAGCACUGAAUAUACCUUCAGCGAAAUCUCAGAGGAGGCAAGCUAUCAGUUCCGUAUCUCAGCGGUCAAUGAUUUCGGUCAGAGUGCCUACUUGGAGGUUCCUGGAACAUUUUAUCUUGAGCCCACAGCGUCAGUGAAGACAGGCCUGGUGAGCUGCAGUGCACAUGCAGACGAAGAAGCCACCUUCACUGUGGAGCUCUCGAGUGUAUGUUCUGGCUCCUGGACCAUAAAUGACCGAAUGAUCCGCAGUGGAUCUGAGUAUCUGAUCACACGCUCAAAGACCACACACACGCUGGUCAUCAGGGAGGUGUCCAUGGAGCUGAACGGGGCACAGGUCAAGUUUGUGGGUGGCGGAUCUCAAAGCGUUUGCACGCUUACUGUGAAAGCUGCACCUUCACGUUUCACCAGUAAGUCUUCUCAGGUUGAGGUAUUUACUUUCAGCAUGCACUCCUCUGCUCAGAUGCACACAGAAGUGUCCGAUUCAAGUGUCCAGGUUGUUUGGAUGAAAAAUGGGAAGGAGCUGAGGAUGGGUAAAAAAUAUGAAGCCAAAAGUGUGGAGCGCAAACGCAUACUGACAGUCCACAACGUGGACCUUGAGGACGUGGGCAUUUAUGAAUGCAUGUGUGAUGGCGAUAAAAUGUCUGUCCAACUUACCCUUAAAGAAGAACCAACUAAGUUUGUUAACAAGCCGAGGGCUCAGCCCCAGGAGAGUGGCGCUCUGGUGGGUGACGUGGUGUUGAGCUGUGAGGUUGCUUCUCCUGGAACCGCUGUUGUGUGGAAGAAAGAACAGAUAGAAAUAACGGAGGACAAGAGGACAAUUUUUAUGUCUCAAGGGACACAAAGGAAGCUGGUCAUCAGGGGUGCCAAGCAGAGCGAUGAAGGACACUACUCGUGUGAGACGGCAGAGGACAAAAUGACAUUCCUGGUCAAGAUAAAAGAAACUCAGGCUGCUUUCUCCAACAAAGACUCUUAUCAGAAAGAGGUGAAGGUUUCAACUUCCCAGAGGGCCACACUGAGCUGUGAAGUUUCUGAUGCCAAAACUGAGGUGAAAUGGUUUAAGGAUGGCAAGCAGUUGAGCUCCAGUAAGACUGUCCACAUGGAGUCAAAGGGCAAGAGCCGUCAGCUGGUGCUGGAGAACGUGGAGAAGAAGGAUGCUGGAGAAUAUACCUGUGAAGUUGGGAAUGAAAAGCUGGUCUUCAAGAUUCGGGUGGAAGACAUUCAAGCCGCCUUCUCCAACAAGGACUCCUAUCAGAAGGAAGUGAAAGUUUCAUCAUCCCAGAAAGCCACACUGAGCUGUGAAGUUUCUGACCUCAAGACUGAGGUGAAAUGGUUCAAGGAUGGCAAGCAGUUGAGCUCCAGUAAGACUGUCCACAUGGAGUCAAAGGGCAAGAGCCGUCAGCUGGUGCUGGAGAAUGUGGAGAAGAAGGAUGCUGGAGAAUAUACCUGUGAAGUUGGAAAUGAAAAACUGGUCUUUAAUAUUCGGGUGGAAGACAUUCAAGCCGCCUUCUCCAACAAGGACUCCUAUCAGAAGGAAGUGAAAGUUUCAUCAUCCCAGAAAGCCACACUGAGCUGUGAAGUUUCUGACCUCAAGACUGAGGUGAAAUGGUUCAAGGAUGGCAAGCAGUUGAGCUCCAGUAAGACUGUCCACAUGGAGUCAAAGGGCAAGAGCCGUCAGCUGGUGCUGGAGAAUGUGGAAAAGAAAGAUGCUGGAGAAUAUACCUGUGAAGUUGGGAAUGAGAAACUGCUCUUUAAGAUUCAGGUGACAGACAUUCAAGCCGCCUUCUCCAACAAGGACUCCUAUCAGAAGGAAGUGAAAGUUUCAGCAUCCCAGAAAGCCACACUGAGCUGUGAGGUUUCUGACCUCAAGACUGAGGUGAAAUGGUUCAAGGAUGGCAAGCAAUUGAGCUCCAGUAAGACUGUCCACAUGGAGUCAAAGGGCAAGAGCCGUCAGCUGGUGCUGGAGAAUGUGGAGAAAAAGGAUGCUGGAGAAUAUACCUGUGAAGUUGGAAAUGAAAAACUGGUCUUUAAGAUUCGGGUGGAAGACAUUCAAGCCGCCUUCUCCAACAAGGACUCCUAUCAGAAGGAAGUGAAAGUUUCAUCAUCCCAGAAAGCCACACUGAGCUGUGAAGUUUCUGACCUCAAGACUGAGGUGAAAUGGUUCAAGGAUGGCAAGCAGUUGAGCUCCAGUAAGACUGUCCACGUGGAGUCAAAGGGCAAGAGCCGUCAGCUGGUGCUGGAGAACGUGGAGAAGAAGGAUGUUGGAGAAUAUAUCUGUGAAGUUGGAAAUGAGAAACUGCUCUUUAAGAUUCAGGUGACAGACAUUCAAGCCGCCUUCUCCAACAAGGACUCCUAUCAGAAGGAAGUGAAAGUUUCAGCAUCCCAGAAAGCCACACUGAGCUGUGAAGUUUCUGACCUCAAGACUGAGGUGAAAUGGUUCAAGGAUGGCAAGCAGUUGAGCUCCAGUAAGACUGUCCACAUGGAGUCAAAGGGCAAGAGCCGUCAGCUGGUGCUGGAGAAUGUGGAGAAGAAGGAUGCUGGAGAAUAUACCUGUGAAGUUGGAAAUGAAAAACUUGCUUUUAAAAUUCAGGUGACAGACAUUCAAGCUGCCUUCUCCAACAAGAACUCCUAUCAGAAGGAAGUCAAAAUAGCUGCUUCCCAAAAAGCCACACUGAGCUGUGAAGUUUCUGACCUCAAGACUGAGGUGAAAUGGUUUAAGGAUGGAAAGCAGUUAAGCUCCAGUAAGACUGUCCACAUGGAGUCAAAGGGCAAGAGCCGUCAGCUGGUGCUGGAGAACGUGGAGAAGAAGGAUGUUGGAGAAUAUACCUGUGAAGUUGGGAAUGAGAAACUGCACUUUAAGAUUCAGGUGACAGAGCUCAAAACUGGCUUCACCAACAAAGACUCUUAUCAGAAGGAAGUUAAGGUUUCAGCAUCCCAAAAAGCCACACUGAGCUGUGAAGUUUCUGACCUCAAGACUGAGGUGAAAUGGUUCAAAGAUGGCAGGCAGUUGAGCUCCAGUAAGACUGUCCACAUGGAGUCAAAGGGCAAGAGCCGUCAGCUGGUGCUGGAGAACGUGGAGAAGAAGGAUGUUGGAGAAUAUACCUGUGAAGUUGGAAAUGAGAAACUUCUUUUUAUGAUUCAGAUGGAAGAUGUCACUACCAAAUUCCAGAAGACAUCUGUGACAAAAGAAACUGUGAUGGUCGAGUCAACAGAGAAGGUUGUUUUAAAAACCGAGGUGAUGUCAGAGAGUUGUAGUGUUAAGUGGUUCAGGGAUGGAGUGGAACUAAAAGAUGGAUCAAAGUAUGAGAUGAAACAGGAAGGUCGCUCACGUGUCCUAAUUGUUAAGUCCUCUGAAUCCAAAGACAAUGGCACUUAUUACUGCCAGACUCCUGAUGACAAGGUGGAGUUCAAGGUUCAGGUCAAAGAGGCACCUUUAAAAUUUGUGGUGCCAUUGCAACCGGUAUCUGCAGUACUAGAAAGCACCAUGACCCUUUCCUGCACCCUCAACAAAGCCACAGGUAAUGUCCUCUGGAAGCAUAACGGCAAAGAAAUCAAACCGGGCGGCAGAUUCAGCAUCCGCACUGAUAGCACCAACUGCAUCUUGAUCGUCUCUGCUGUGGCUCAGGAGGAUGAAGGGGAGUACAGCUGCGAAUGCAAAGAUGACAAAACCACCACUAAAGUCACCACUAAAGCCCCACGUCUGGUGAGGUUCACUACCAAGCUGAACAAUGUUGUUGCAAAUGAAGGCAAAGAUGCCAUCUUCAAAUGCUCUAUCACACCGAAUGAUGUGAGUGUCAGAUGGCUGCGUAAUGGUGUUCCUAUAACAGCUAGUCCCAAAUUUAAGUUAGCUUUUGGAGGAAGCAGCUACUCCCUCACUAUCAUAGCUGUCACUCAGGAGGACGCAGGAGAGAUCAGUAUCGAUGCCGAUGGGAAAGUGUGCAAGGCCACACUCCAAGUACAAGAGCUUCCUGUCACAUUUAAGAAGAAGCUUGUAGAUGUGACUGUGCAGGAGCAGGACACAGUUCGGUUGGAAGUGGAGCUGAGUAAACCCUCAACAGAUGUGAAGUGGAUGAAGAAUGGUGUGGUUCUACAGCAAGGAGGAAAUCUGGAGAUUCAUGUGGGGGGUGUCAAGCAGACUUUGGUCCUCAAGAGCGUGAUAUAUGCUGACAGAGGACAUUACUCAUGUGAAACCCUAGAUGACAAGACCCAGGCAAAACUGACAGUAGAAAUUAAGAAGAUUCAGGUAGUAAAAGGCCUGAAAGAGGUGAAAGUACAAGAAAAAGAGACCAUCACUAUGGAGGUGGAGCUUAGCAAGGCUGAUGUAGAAGGAUCCUGGAGCAAAGAUGGAAUGAAACUGAAGGCAGGACCCAAUAUCAUCAUUACAGCAUUGGGCAACAAGCACAGCCUGACUAUGUCCCAGCUGAAGAUAAGCGAUGGUGGAUCUAUUACCUUUCAAGCUGAGGAUGUCCAUACUUCUGGAAAACUAAUUGUUACAGAGCCAGCUGCGAAGAUCAUCAAACCCCUACGGGAUAUCGUUUCUCCUGAAAAGGAGAAAGUCACAUUUGAAUGUGAAGUAUCAAGAGCAAAUGCUGAUGUCAAGUGGUUUAAGGAUGAUGAGGAACUAAAGCCAGGAAAGAAAUUUGGCAUUCAAUCCCAGGCCAACAAGCGCACCCUCCUCAUCCACAAGUGUGCGUAUGAGGACCAGGGCCAGUAUAUGUGUAGAACAACAGAUGACAAUACUUCAGCAAAGCUCACGGUUAAUGCCCGAGAUAUUAAAAUAGUAAAGCCACUGCAGGACACAGAGGUGACCGAGAAGGAGAGUGCAACAUUUGUUUGUGAGGUCUCUCACGAUGAAGUAGAGGCUCAGUGGCACAAAGGGGAUGCCAAGCUCAAAGCCGGAGACAACAUCAAGAUGAGGCAGGAGGGAAGAACAUACGUACUACUUUUCAAAUCUGUAAAGGCUGAGGAUGCUGGUGAAAUCAAGUUCACAGCUGAGAAGGCCUCUUCAACCGCUAAACUAAAGGUUAAAGAACUGCCUGUCAGAUUUGUGAAGAAACUGAGAGACAAAAUCGCCAUGUUCAAACACCGCGCAUACUUAGAGUGUCAGGUGUCACGGGCCAGUGCUAAAGUCACAUGGUACAAGAACAAGUCGGAGCUCAAACCCAGCGAGAAGCACGAGAUCACUAGUGAGGACAUCUACAGGAAGCUCACCAUCAUCGACGUGGACUCUGAUGAUGAGGACACAUACAUGUGUGACGCCAUUGAUGAUAAGACUUCAUGUCAGCUACUAGUAGAGGAGCAGGCUAUCAGCAUAGUACGGGAGCUGAGUUCUGUGGAGGUAACUGAGCCAUUUGCCGCCCACUUUGAAGUUGAAGUCAGCGUGGAGACAGUCAAACCAGUGAAGUGGAUGCUGAAUGGGGAACAGCUGAAGGAGAGCGCAGAUAUCGAGAUGGAGAAAGAGGGAACCAUGCACCACCUCACUUUUAAGAAGACCAAAGCCUCCAUGUCAGGCCCAGUACAGUUCACAGCCGGAAAGAGCAAAUCAACAGCUGAGCUCAAAGUGAAAGAGCGUCCCAUUGAAGUCCUUGAACCUGUCAAGGAUGUGUCAGCCAAGGAGAAGACUUCCACCACACUGUGCUGCAAGUUCUCUGCCCCACCAAAAGAAGUGCAGUGGUUUAAGGGUCAAACUGCUUUGGAGGCUUCUAGCAAGUACAGCAUGAAGCAAAAGGACGCCAAUGUGCAGCUGAUUAUACAAGCUUUGAGUGCAGAGGACUCUGGAGAGUAUCGCUGUCAGGUCGGGGUCUGUGAGAGCAAAGCCGUUCUCAAAGUAGAAGUGCGUAAAAUCCAGAUCACCAAACAUCUGACAGAUGUUGAGGUGGAUGAAGAUGGUGAUGCUGUGUUCACCUGUGAGGUUAACUAUGCUGAUGAAGAAGUCCAAUGGACGCUCAAUGACAAGCUGCUGUUCAACAAUGAAGUCAAUACCAUCACCCAUGUGGAUAAGACCCAUACACUCUCUCUCAAGAACCUAGCACCUGAGGAUGGUGGGAAGGUGUCAUUCAGCGUAAGGGAUGUAAAAGAAACAGUAUGCUUGAAGGUCAAAGAAAAGAAAGCUGUAUUCCUGAAGUUGCUAGAUGAUGUAGUUGCAGAGGAGAAGGGAACAGUGACCCUUAAGUGUGAAGCCUCAAAGCCCAGAGUGGCCCCUGUGUGGUGCAAAGAUGGUACAGUCUUGUCUGCAGGCAAAAAAUACGAGCUCCUCCAUGAUGGUAAGUCCUUGGGACUGACUAUCCACGACGUCAUGCAAGCUGACGCUGGGGAGUACAGCUGUGAUCUUGGCACGGACCUCUCCAAGUCCAAGGUCACUGUUAGAGAUAUCCACAUCGGGAUAACCAAGCGUCUUAAGUCGAUAGAGGCCAAAGCAGGUGAAAACUGCACAUUUGAGUGUAUAUUGUCCCGGGAAAGCUCAGAGCAGUGCUCCUGGAGCUUAAAAGGCCAACCUGUCACUGAUGGAGGCCGUUUCCAGAUAAGCAGCAAAGGGCGCAAGUAUACCUUAACAAUUAAAUCAGUCUCAGCUUCUGAUUCUGGUGAGGUGGUCUUCACUCUCAAAGAUUUGAGCUCAAAGGCAACACUUUCUAUUGAGGGUGAAGUUCCUACCAUAUCUAAAGAGCUUCAGGGUGUUAGUGCCAAAAUUGGUGAAGAUGCCGUAUUCUCCUGUGAGCUUUCUCAAUGUGGCCUGGAAGUGAAGUGGUCCAAGGAUGGCAAGUCUAUCAGAAAGAGCCAAAAAUAUGAAAUCAGUCAGGAGCAGAUGCUCAUAAAGUUGACUAUCCACAACGUCACUGACAAAGACUCUGGAGAAUACAGCUGCGAGGUCACCGGUGGUCCAACCUCCAAGGCUAAACUGGAGAUCAAAGAACUGGCCAACAAAUUCAUUUGUGAGCUAAAGGAUGCCACGGCAGAAGAGAAUAGUGCUGUAUUCUUUGAAUGUGAAACCGCCCAUCCUGCCUCUAAAGUCACCUGGCUGAAAGGAACAAAGGAGAUCAAGGCUGGAGGAAGGUAUGAGCUGACGCAGAAGGGAACCGUCCUCAUCCUCAACAUUAAGGAUCUAGAGAAGAGUGACAGCGAGGUAUACACCUGUGACAUUGGCUCUACAAAGAGUACAGCCAAAUUGACAGUGAAAGUGGUGCCUGCCAGGUUCAAGGGGCAGAUGAAGAACCAGCAGGUUACCGAAGCCGGGAAAGUUUUACUUUCCUGCGAGCUCUCAAAACCUGGCUGCCAAGUGCAAUGGAAGAAGGGAACUGAAAAUGUGAAACAAGGGGGAAGAUAUCAGAUAACGCAGAGGGACACCAUGUUUGAGCUACAGAUUUCAGAUGUAGUUACUGAGGACAGUGGAGAAUAUUCAUGUGAAUGUGGAAACGAGAAAACAACAGCAAGUGUUGUUGUCAGUGCAUUACCGGCUGUCUUCAAACGUGAGUUACAAAGCCAAGAGUGUGAAGAAGGAGACAGUCUUACUCUUCACUGUGAACUCUCAAAAUCUGGGGUUCCACUAGUUUGGAAGAAAGGAACGCAGGUACUUCAUUCUGGGGAAAAGUACCUUAUAAAGCAAGAUGCAGCUACUUUUGAGUUGAAGAUUGCUGACCUCAAAUCUGAAGAUGCUGGACAAUACACAUGUUUGUGUGGGGACAGAAAGACUACGGCAAACAUUAAGAUCAACGCUCUACCCCUGAUCUUCAAACGAGAACUACAAAACCAGGAGUGUCAAGAAAUGGACAGUGUUACUCUUCAAUGUGAGCUUUCCAAACAAGGAGUGCCUGUGGUUUGGAGGAAAGGAACACAGGUGAUCCAUUCCGGAGAGAAAUACCACAUCAAGCAAGUUGGGUCUACUUUCGAGCUGAAGAUCACUGAUGUCAACCCUGAAGAUGCUGGAGUCUAUAGUUGUAAUUGUGGGAUUAACAAGACCUCAUCUACCAUUACCGUCAAUGCAUUACCAGUGGUCUUCACACAUGAGCUUCAGAACCUAGAGUGUGAUGAAGGAGGCAGUGCUACUCUGUCUUGCGAGCUUUCCAAACCUGGCAUCUCUGUGCAGUGGAAAAAAGGAAGCCAUGUUAUCCAGUCUGGAGGAAAGUACAUCAUCAGGCAGAUUGCCUCAAAGGUGGAGCUGAAGAUCACUGAUCUCAAAUGUGAAGAUGAAGGAGACUACACCUGUGUGUGUGGUGAUAAGACAACCACAGCUAAUAUGAAGAUCAAGGCUCGCCCAGUUCAGUUUACGCAAGAACUCUUAAACCAAGCGUGUGAUGAAGAUGACAGUGUUACUCUGCACUGUGAACUCUCAAAAACUGGAGUUCCUGUGAUUUGGAGGAAAGGAACACAUGUGAUCCAUUCUGGAGGGAAGUACCUCAUCAAACAAGUUGGGGCUACUGUUGAGUUGAAGAUCAUUGAUGUUAAACCUGAAGAUGCUGGAGACUAUGCUUGUGAUUGCGGAGACAGCAUCACCACCGCUAACAUCAAAGUCAAUGCACUACCAGUGGUCUUCAAAGAUGAGCUACAGAAUCAAGAGAUUCAAGAGAAGGACAGUGUUAUUUUGCACUGUAAACUCUCAAAACCUGGAGUUCCUGUGAUUUGGAGGAAAGGAACUCAGGUGAUCCACUCUGGAGGAAAGUAUCUCAUCAAACAAGUUGGUUCUACUGUUGAACUGAAGAUCACUGAUGUCAAACCUGAAGAUUCUGGAGACUAUGUUUGUGAUUGCGGAGACGGCAUGACAACUGCCAACAUCAAGGUUAAUGCUCUUCCAGCCAUCUUCACAAAAGAGAUGCAGAACCAGACAGCCAUUGAAGGAGAGAGCAUCAUCUUCCAAUGUGAGCUCUCCAAACCUGCAGUUCCUGUGGUUUGGAGGAAAGGAACUCAGGUGAUCCACUCUGGGGGAAAGUAUCUCAUCAAACAAGUUGGCUCUACUGUUGAGCUGAAGAUCACUGAUGUCAAACCUGAAGAUACUGGCGACUAUGCUUGUGAUUGUGGAGACAGCAUUACAACUGCCAAUGUCAAGGUUAACGCACUUCCAGCCAUCUUCACACAAGCACUGAAGAACCAGACAGCUGUUGAGGGAGAGAGCAUCCGCUUCCAGUGUGAACUCUCCAAAGCAGACAUUCCAGUUGAGUGGCGAAGGGGUGAAAUUGGUCUAUGCCCCUGUGCUAAAUAUGAAUUUAAGCAAGAUGGUCACCAUGCACAACUUGUCAUAAAUUACCUUGAACCUGAAGACUCUGGUGACUAUAUUUGUGAUACCGGAGAUCGCCAAAGCACUGCAUAUUUGGAAGUCAAGGCACUGCCAGUUCUUAUCAAGUCAUCACUGAAAGAUUUGGAUACUGAGGCUGGGGAAAAUGCAGUGUUUCGAUGCGAACUUGCGAAACCUGGAGCCAAAGUCAUCUGGAGGAAAGACAAGAGUGUAAUAGAAGCAAGCAACAAAUGUCAGCUGAAGCAAGAUGGAGCUGUUGCUGAGCUUAUUAUUUACAAGCUACAGGGAGGAGACUCUGGAGAAUACUCGUGUGAGACAGAACAUGAUCGGACAUCUGCCAAACUCACCGUGAAGGAACCUGAAAUCACAAUCUUAACUGGCUUGAAGAGCUGCAUUGUCAAUGAAGGCGAGGACGUUCAUUUCGAAUGCCUUGUCUCUCAUGAUAAUGCACUCAUUGUUCAGUGGACACUGCAAGACGUCCCACUACAGAACAAUGAGAUAAAUGAAAUCCGAAUGAAAGGCAAAAGGCACACACUCACACUAAGAAGUGUCACCCAGAAAGACUCUGGCACGGUGUCCUUCCAUGUGGGUGCCCACACUUCUUUUGCUUGUCUAACAGUCAGAGAAAUCCCCGUGCUGUCAUUUUCGAAGGAGUUGACAAGCCAGGAAGUCACAGAGGGAGGCAGUGCCUCAUUAUGCUGUGAAACUUCAAUCCCUGGUGCCAAUGUGACCUGGAAGAAGGGCACUCAGUUCCUAUCUGAUGGAAAGAAAUAUUCCAUAAAGAGGGAUGGCACAAUCCAAACCUUGGAGAUCCUUAAGCUAUCAGUGGAAGAUGGUGGCGAGUACAUAUGCGAAGCAGGAGACAAACGAAGCAAAGCCACAUUAACUGUCAAAGAAUGUGUUAAAAUCACACGAGAAUUAAAGGAUGUGACUGUGAUAACAGGCGAGGAUGCUAACUUCAAGUGUGAGGUGUCCCAAACAGGGGUUACGAAUGUUGAGUGGUGGCUCGGCUCCAACCACCUUCAAAACAAUGACUUAAAUCAAAUCAGCACCCAAGGAAGGGAACACAGCCUAGUGCUGAAAAUGGUCACACCCGAUGAUUCAGGUGAUGUAGCCUUUGUGGUUGGCCCUGAGAAGAGUGUUGCCUACUUGAUGGUGCAGGAGAAACCCAAAGUCGUAUUCUUAGAGAAGCCUCUGGACUUGACUGCCAAAGAGGGUCAAACAGUCACACUGUCCUGCAUGACUUCCGACCCUGAGGCCUCUGUCACCUGGUACAAAGAUCAGGAGAUGAUAAAGGCAGGGGGCAGGUAUCUGCUCUACAAGGAUAGAGCCGUCCAUCAGCUCCGCAUCCUUAGGGUGGAGGAAGGGGAUGCAGGGGUGUAUACAUGCAAAACCAAAGAUGCAGAAAGCUGCGCCACCCUUACUGUAAAAGGUCAACCUGCAUACUUCCAGAAGGAGUUAGAGAACCAGAAUGCAAUAGAGGGAGAUAGUAUCACAUUGCGCUGUGAACUUUCUAAACUAGUUAAAAGUGUAGAGUGGAGAAAGGGUGGAGUGGUGCUCCAACCCAGUAAGAAAUUUGAGAUGAAACAGGAAGGAUGUGUGCUGGAGCUCCAUGUCCAUGAUCUGGAACCAGAGGACAAUGGCUACUACACUUGUGAUGCUGGAGACCAGUUGACCACAGCAUCAGUCACACUGCAAGAGGUUGAGGUCCUCAUAGUGUCGGGUAUAAAGAAUACAGAUGUGUUUGUGGGCGAACAGGCAAUUUUCUCCUCCCAGCUCUCUCGCCGUGCCAAAGGCAGAGUUCAGUGGUGGCUAGAUGGCACUCGUUUGGAGAACAGUACCUUCAGUGAAAUAAGUGUGGGUGAAGACCAUGUCCACACUCUCACCCUAAGGAACCUUUCUCCCAAUGAUUCGGGUACAGUCCUGUUCAAAACAGGUGGCCUGUCAUCCUCCGCCAAACUGUUAGUGAAAGAUCCCAAUGUGGAGGUGGUCAGUGCAAUGGAGGACCAACACGUAGCAGAGAAUCAGCCUGCAGAGUUCAUCUGUCAGUAUUCCCGGCCAGUCAAGGCCAUAUGGAAGCGAAACGGCAUACCUGUGCAAGCAGAUGGUCGCAGGGUAAUAGUGGAACAGGACUGGACUGUUGCAAGGUUGUACAUUAGCUGUGUGGAGCCCCAGGAUGGGGGGAUGUACUCCUGUGAGGCAGAAGGAACCUCUGUUGUGGCACAUCUCAGGGUGCAAGCUAAACCCAUUGACAUUCUCCAAGAGCUGAGUAACAUGGAAACCAUUAGUGGUGGUGAAGCACUUUUUGAAUGCGCCUUGUCACGUCCUGAAACCAAAGACUGCCGGUGGUUAGUCGAUGGCAAGCCUGUAAAGGAGUCGGCAAAUGUAGAGAUUGUUUCCUUUGAGAGUGGCCGACGGCAUCUUCUGCUCUUAAAAGACUUGCAUUCUUGUGAAAACACAAGGGUUACAUUCCAAGCUGGUACUUCAUCAACUACUGCUCUUCUGUCUGUCAAAGCUUGGCAACUGGAGGUGGUCAAGCCUUUGGAAGAUAAGACCGCCAUUGCAGGAGAACAAGUUGAGUUCACGUGUGCUUUGAAUGAAGCUGUGCCUGAGAGUGAAGUGACUUGGUAUGCAAAUGGUGUUGAGCUUCAACAUAAUGACCAAUGGGCCAUGAGAGCCAGUGGCUCUUCCUACAGCCUCAUUUUGAAGAAAGCCCAGGCUCAACCCACACAGGAAAUCACAUUUGCAGCGAGGGAUGCAUUAUCCAUGGCCAAACUCACCACAAUUGCUGUGCCUGAUCCCCCUGAGGAUCCAGAGCUGGUGAGUAAAGGCCCAACGUCCGUUACCUUGUCUUGGUUCACCCCUCUCAAUGAUGGAGGAAGCCCAAUCAUUGGUUAUCGUGUGGAAAUGCGUCUAGUGGACAGUGUCCUCUGGCUGCCCUGCCACACAGAACCAGUGUGCAAUACUGAAUUUCUGGUUGAAAACCUCAUACCGGGGGCAGGUUACAGAUUCAGAGUCGCAGCCAUUAACCGUGCUGGCAUUGGAGAGCCUGUCCAGCUGCCUCAAACUGUGACGAUUGAUGCACCAGUGACCAUGACCAAAAUGUUAACCAGCUCUAAGCUCCAAAAAGGAAAGAUGGUUCGUUUGGAGUGUGAACUUUCUGCAGAAAGUAAAUCAGUCACAUGGCACAAGGACAACAGAGAGAUAGAGGUUGGGGCCAAGUACCAAGUGGUAGAAGAGGGCAAGAGCCAAGUUUUGCUCAUUAAGGAUUUCCAGUCUACAGACCAGGGUGUCUAUUGUUGUGUUGGCUCAAAUGAGGCAAAGACUUCAGUCAACCUCAACCUCGAAGGAGAUGGUACAACACUUUUUCAGGAUGCAGGCAGCCAGCCCAAACUGCCUCCUGAAGCUGCUUCUGAGGGAGAUCUACAUGCUUUGUGGGAGGCAGUGGCCAAGAAGAGGAGAAUGAGUCGGGAACCCACAUUAGAUUCAAUUUCAGAAUUACCAGAAGAAGAUGGUAAAGAAAAGGUACAAAACAAAGAAGAAAAAGUUCUUGAAAAAGAAGUGAAAGAGAAAGAGAGACCCGUUGAGCCAGCUCCCAAAAUCAAAGUAGAGCCUAAUCUCUAUACCAGUUCUGAUGAGGAAUCUCUCAGUGGGACAACAAGCUUGGUGUCUUACCUCAAAAAAACCAGCAAUUCCUCGAUGACUGUGGAAAGUCAUACUGAGACCAUUGCCUCCAACAAACUGUUUGAGCACUUUCAGAUGACUGAGCGAUCUGUUACAAAGACAUCUGUGGAGCCCCUCAUGGAAGCUCAGAAAGGGGAUGAGUUGCUAGAUGCUGCUGUCAAGAUUCAGGCAGCCUUCAAAGGUUAUAAAGCCAGAAAGGACAUGCGACCAGUCUUCAAAGAAGUAUUCAAAGAGCAGACGAAGGAGCCCAAUGGGACAAUUCAUCUUGAGUGCAUUGUGGAGGGUAAGCCAGAUAAAGUUCGCUGGCUAAAGGAUGGUGAACCCUUAAUAGAUGGCAAGCACCACCAUAUUGAUAUCUAUAAUGAUGGUACCUGCUCUCUAGUAGUGACAGCUGCCACAACCAAAGACACAGGUGUAUAUACUUGUGAAGUCACCAAUAAGUUUGGCAUUUCCACCCAUAGUGGUAAAGUCACCAUAGGGUCAAUGCGGGAAUCUUCUGGGCGACGACCCCUCACUCUGGGCUACAGUGCAGAUAGUGAAGCUGAGAGCUCCUCGGGGAGUGAGAUGGACGAGACUUUACGUCAGGCAAGUAAGCGAUUGCGGCGACUUCUUCGUACUCGCCUUCCUCCAGAUGUGGAGGAGGAACCUUUUUUGAGUGCGGAUGAAGGAGAUUUACCGCCACCGGAUCUACAGUCUUACCGGGAAGACGAUCAGUAUAUCUACAUCCGCUUUGAUAACCGUGCAGAAGCUCAAGUGGCUUCCCAGCGCUUCCAGGAAAUGUUUACUUAUCAAGGAGUGCCCAUCGAAACGAUCAUCAUAGCAGCAGCAGGUUCUAAGGUAGAGCUGCGUAUCACAAAGAUGGGCGUCUCCCAAGAUGGCUCCCAAACCCCAACUCAGGACCAACCGAUGCCUGCUUUCAUGACAGGAACCCCUGCGGCCCCCGUCUUCCUGACGGAGCUUCGUAGCCAGGAUGUUCCUGAUGGAUUUCCAGUCAGUUUUGACUGUGUAAUUGUUGGCAAACACCCUCACACUGUGCGAUGGUUCAAGGAUGGAAAGCUGUUGGAGGAAAACGACCACUACAUGAUCAAUGAAGACCAGGAAGGUCGUCACCAGCUGAUCAUCACAGCUGUGCUUCCCACAGAUAUGGGCGUAUAUCGAUGCAUGGCUGAAAAUGACAGUGGCAUCGCCUCCAGCAAGGCUGAGCUGAGAGUGGACAUGUCUUGCAGCUCAGACUAUGACACAGCAGCUGAUGCCACAGAGACGUCUUCCUAUGUCAGUGCUAAAGGCUAUGUGUCUAGCUCGGAGCACAGGGACACAGAGGCUUUUGAGUCUGUGGCAGAGGACGAGCAGCUUCCUCAGGUUUUGGAUGAGUUGCACGAUUUAUUCCUCAGUCCUGGAGCACCCAUUGCCAAAAUGAGUGUUAGGGUCAAAGGAUUUCCCACACCAAGAGUUUACUGGUUCAAAGAUGGCACCCCACUUCAAGCCUCCAGCAGAAUUGUAUUGUCAACCGAGCGAGAUCAGCACAGUCUUGAGAUUUUGGAUGUUAAGCGGGAGGACACCGGAGAAUACUCAGCAUACAUUAGCAAUAUAGCUGGAUCUGCCUACUCUUCAGCACGACUGAAUGUACUGGCUCCUGGAGAGCGCCCAGCACCUGAACAGGGACGAAUGAGAGAUUCAAAGGUGCCACUUGUGCCACCACGCUUCCUGGAGAGGUUCAGCAACAAGAAGGUGAAACAGGGAGCAAGUAUAACGCUGUCAGUCAAAGUGGAAGGUUCCCCAACCCCAUCUGUGAACUGGUUAAAGGAAGUGUCAGAUAAGGAUGUUUUGUGGAUCAAGGCAGACACACCAGGUUACAAGGUGGCCAGCUCUGGCCGUCAGCAUAGUCUAAUCCUUAUGGAAGUGGAAAAAAAUCAUGGUGGCAUGUACACUUGCAUAGCCACCAACCGUGCUGGACAGUCGGUUAACACAGCCCGGCUGGAUGUGGAGACAGCACCAGAGCAAAUGAGCAAAGUGGGGCCAGAGGUUCUGGGAAUUACUAUUAGCCCACCGGAGGAAGCGGCCAAAGGAGAGAUCAAACGACCUUACAUGGGUGAAGUGGGUACAGAGGAAUUCUUACAAAAACUCACAACCCAAAUCACUGAAAUGGUAUCUGCCAAGUUCACCCAAGACAGCUUACAGAACCACCAAGUGCUCCAGUGGAUGAAAUCUUGGCCCAAAGUAACCACUUCAUUACGUGUCCCAGGAGCUGACAGUGAUGAUGAAACAAAAACACCAUCACCAUCUCCAUAUCACGGCCGAUCACGUCCUACAUCUCUCAUCGCAGACUCAUCUUCUGAAUCGGAUGAAGGAGAUGCCAGGGGAGAGAUGUUUGAUAUCUACGUGGUGACAGCUGAUUACAACCCCAUGGGUGUCAGUAAAGAUACCAUCGCUCUGAAAGAGGGCCAGUAUGUGGAGGUUCUGGACUCUGCCCACCCACUUAAAUGGCUGGUCCGUACCAAGCCUACCAAAUCCAACCCGUCUCGCCAGGGAUGGGUCUCACCUGCGUAUCUUGACAAAAGACUGAAGCUGUCUGCAGAUGUAGCAGACCUCCCAGAGACCACCAGAGAGGAAGUCUCCGAGACAGAGUACAAGAAGAAACUCUGUCAACUUGUUCAGGAGCUGAUCAACACAGAGACUGAGUUUCUGAAGGAGAUUGAGUUUUUCACAUCACACCAUCUGAAGCGCGUGGAUGAGGAGAGCACACCACCUGAUAUCGCCAGCCAGAAGGAAACCAUCUUCCGUAAUAUCAGUGAUUUAAAAUCCUUCCACAGCAGCUCUUUGCUGCCCGGUCUGCGUGAUUGUGACACUGAUGAUGACAUUGCCAUGCAUUUCUUAAGAAACUCUGAAGGUUUUGAGAAAUAUCUACAGUACCUCAUUGGACAGUCACAGGCUGAGUCCGCCAUCAGUGAGAAAGAAGUGCACCAAUAUUUCAAGAAUUAUACAGUCUCAGAGUUGGCAAAUGUCGACCCCUCAGAGUGUCCAGUGCUCAGUAUCAAUGCUUAUCUUCAGAAACCACCAGAGAGAAUUCUAAAGUACAGGGCUUUACUGAAGGAAUUGAUCCGGAACAAAGCAAAGAACGGUCAGAACUGCUGUUUGUUGGAGCAGGCCUAUGCAAUGGUGUCAUCCCUCUCCCAGCGCUCAGAGAACACACACCAUGUGUCUCUCAUAGAGAACUACCCCGCCAAUCUGGAGGCGUUGGGAGAACCUAUUAGACAGGGGCCUUUCACUGUUUGGGAAGGAGCUCCUGGAGUUCGAUCAUCUUCCAGAGGUCACCACCGCCAUGUUUUCCUCUUCAAAAACCAUGUGGUCAUCUGCAAGCAGAAGAGAGACACAAAUAUGGACACCCAAACAUAUGUGUUUAAGAAUAUGAUGAAGCUCACAAACAUUGACGUGAACGACACUGUGGAGGGAGAUGAGAGAGCAUUUGAGAUCUGGCAUGAGCGUGAGGACUCUGUGAGAAAAUACACUCUGCAGGCACGGACUGUCAUCAUCAAGAACUCAUGGCUCCGUGACCUCCGUGACCUUCAGCAGCGGUUCAGCAUGCCAGCGUGGAGCCUUCCAGAUUUCGACUCAGUGUUGACAGACUUAACAGCAGAGCUUGGACAGACAGUAAAGCUCGCCUGCAAGGUCACUGGUGCCCCAAAACCACAUGUCACCUGGUACAAAGACGGGCGAGCUGUGGAAGCGGAUCCUCAUCACAUCAUCAUUGAGGACCCAGACGGCUCUUGCACACUCAUAUUGGACAACAUGACGGCAGACGACUCUGGCCAGUACAUGUGCUUCGCCACCAGCUCUGCGGGCAACGCCAGCACACUAGGCAAAAUCACAGUGCAGGUACCUCCACGUUUUGUGAAUAAGAUCCGGAACGCCACACUCUUUCCAGGAGAAGAUGCUCAGUUCACCUGCACCAUUCAGAGUGCACCAAGUCCCAAGAUAAGAUGGUUUAAGGAUGGUAAACUACUGACAGACCAGGAGAAGUUUCAGACAUACACUGAAUCACGCAGUGGAGUGUUGGUUCUAGUUAUCAAGAACCCUGGAGAAAGAGACCUCGGACACUAUGAUUGUGAGCUGUCAAACCGUCUGGGCAGUGCCAGGUGUGCGGCACAGCUGAUCACUCCUGCUGUGGCAAGGGCUGGAGAACGUAGAGCAGAUCAGGCCAUCACUAUAGAAGUAACGGAACAAGAGACGAAAAUACCGAAGAAAACCAUAAUUAUCGAGGAGACCAUCACCACAGUGGUAAAGAACACUCGUAUGAAACGCCACGCGUCCCCAAGACCAUCACCCAUGGGAGCUUACCGCUCAGAGACGUCCACUCCCGAACCGCCCAGACAGAGACGAACCCUGGCCAGGAAGACUGUCCCGACACUGUACGUUCAAGAUCCAGAGGGUGCCACGGCCAGGAACCCAAGAUGGGUGGAAGUCGAGGAAACAAUCGAGUAUAAAGUGAACAAAUCACCCAAGUUACCAAGGAGAAGGGGCGUUUCCCCCGGCAAGUUGUCACCACCUGGCAAUCCAAACACUAAUAACUCCAACAACAAGUUAGUAGAGGAGACAAUGGGUGCCGAAAUGCUUCUACAAGCAUCUUCUGGUACUGAUGAAGAGGAAACUGUGCAGAAUGUGUCUGAGGUUGACAAUCUGACAAUAUACCCAACCGUUACAGCAGAUAUUAGUGACCCAUGUGUCUUGGUUGACUCUGAUGAAGACGAGGAGGGAACCAUUGUCCUGGAGCCCGAAGACGACGAACUUGGUGCCCGAGACUGCAAAAUACUGACUGAUGGCAAUCGAGUUCUUACUCUUGAAGACCUCGAGGACUACGUCCCUCAGGAAGGUGAGACUUUCGGCAGCCGUACGGACCGUCAUGUCCCUGUUGAGAAGCCAAGUGAGAUCUCGGUGUUGCAGAGAGAAAUAAACGAGUCUGUCAUUGGAAAACCCAUUCUGCUGCACGUGGGACGUCCAGUGGCAUCCGCAAAGCCUCGCAUGGGUUUCUUCGGAUCCUUCAAGGAACAUAUUUCCAGCAUGUUUACUCCAGGUUCAUCAGUGAGCAGCAGCUCUCGGCCAAGGCGAGAGAAGACCAUACCUAUUCAUGUGACCGAAGACCCUUCAUCCAACGGUUCACCGCAUCCCGGUAGCUUUGCGAGGUUUGACGUCCAGCCGACGUACUGCUCCGAGGUCCAGAGAGGAAAGGAGGGAGGUCUGCAGAGCUUCAAAACGCAAGUGUCCGCACAAACCUGCAGCUACACACCAACCGGACAAGUCACUCUUCAGAUCAGCGAGAAGAAGCCAGUUGAAAAGCAGUAAUCGAGAGGAAUAGAAUCUUCGAAGCUCGUUUCCGGCAUGCAAAAUCAGGACAUAGAGUAGCCCGAGUCUUAAAUGGGAACGCUUCUGUAAAAUCUUGCAGUCUAAUUCAAUCGCAAAGCUUCUGGAUCAUUCCAUGUUGAGGCGACACUUUUUGCAUAGGAUUCACUUGCCAAACUCGAUGCCUUUAUAUCCUACCUAAUGAAGACUUUCUAAUUACUUGAGUUCCUGUGAGCGUGAAAUCAAAUGUGCAGCUGCGCUUGGGAACUGCAAGUUUAACAUGAAUGUGCAAAAUAUGGACAGUACAGCUGUCUUUUUGUCUAAAGGACAUACUAAGAAAUACAC
This is a messenger RNA of Rhinichthys klamathensis goyatoka, 20366 nucleotides long. RefSeq names its product obscurin-like. The record is from RefSeq and is a predicted model, not a curated record. The coding region runs from base 6 to 20024 and encodes 6672 amino acids. Gene Ontology annotation, molecular function: protein binding; guanyl-nucleotide exchange factor activity. NCBI's taxonomy places the organism in Eukaryota, Metazoa, Chordata, Actinopteri, Cypriniformes, Leuciscidae. The transcript has 81 exons.